This is a messenger RNA of Hypomesus transpacificus, 5990 nucleotides long. Its product is annotated as FH2 domain-containing protein 1-like. NCBI's taxonomy places the organism in Eukaryota, Metazoa, Chordata, Actinopteri, Osmeriformes, Osmeridae. The transcript is spliced from 12 exons. Bases 2672 to 5398 code for a protein of 908 amino acids. The record is from RefSeq and is a predicted model, not a curated record.
GGACGCACUAACGUGUAUAAUUUACACCGGCUGAGUCCUGCUCCAGCUCUUUUAUACCUCAUUUAAAGGAGAAUCAACCACAAGGAAAAGGUGCCUGGUUUAAGCUCUACCACACUACCUGCAUGAGAUACUGCAUGUGCUGUCCUUUACAGUAAAUGGCAUUGCUUUCCCCCCCCCCCCAUGUAAAGAGAAUCAAUAGCAAUAUCCCUGAUAGUCCACAACAAGCCUUGACACCUAUGGAAAAUCAUCUGUUUAAUGGCAGUUGGGAAUUAAAAAUCGCUUGAUAAUUCAGUUGUCUUCCACCCCUGAUAUAGGGUAAGGACUGCAGAUGUUCCUCACUCAAUACGAUCAAAUGAAAUGUAGAUUUAUAACAUGUCUUUACCUUCUCAUCAAAACAACAAUUGAAGUGAGGGGGUGAAAUUCUCAAGAUCGUCAAUACCGGGCCUUGGUUUCCCAGUCUGCUUUGUGAUGGCUCGGGGUAUUUGAACAAUGACCUAAUCUCCGGUCCCUGGCCCUCAAGGCAGAUCUGAUAUUGUCUGUCAAAUGGAUGUUGUUGGCUCAUCCCAUGGAAAGCACUGCGGUGCACACGGACAAGAGGGAUGAUUCAUUCAACAGAAGCUACUGACUUUAAAGGUAGUUAGGAGUUAUUCCCUAAAAAAUAUUUUGGUGGACAUGAGACUUGACCAUGAAUGAAUUCUGUUGUUGGAUUAUGUCAACUUUACAGUAACUCAGUGUUGCAAACCAAAAUUAUUUUGUCUAUGAAAAUCAAAUGUUUUCCGCAAAUGUUUCGAUUGUUUUCUUGAUCUUUAUCAAUGAUCUGUUCAAAUAGGGUUCCUCAGACCCUAACAAGUCAAACAGACCAUACAGCCAGUCGUUAGUACUCCACCAUUAAUCAACUACAGUGACUACACUAUAUUCACAGUUUUUACUACUUACCACGGUGUAGAGUAAUAUAUGAUGUGGUGUUGAGUACAAAAUGUGUCUACAGUCAUGUAUGUCUAAGCUUGUUUAUUUAUGGCCUUGUUUCUGUUCCCCAGCAGAGAGGCAUUUCCUAGAAUUCUACACCAGGAGUGCUAAUGCGUCUGUAUUGAAUUAAGAGAGUUGGUUUCCUGAGCUGGUUUACUCUGGCGAUGUUUAAAGACCAUGUGAGAGACAGGGCUCUGAAAUGUGGAGGAGAUAUAAAUCAUGAAACUUUUUUUUAACUCUUGCUUGUAAAUAUCUCACAAGAAGGAAGUCUUAGGGAGUGGGGAAUAGUUUCUGUCUGAGAACCAAUUUCACAGGGGAAAAUCUGAUAAGGAUGUGAACUUGUAAGCCAUUGGAGUAGAUGUAAGACCGGUGAAAUCUAACCGUUGUAAUAUCACUAAAGUCCAUGGCUGAUGGGAAAAGUGUUCUUUAUCAUAUCUAUAGUAAGGAUUCUUUUGUGCCAGUAUCUGAAAAUACUGUUCUCCUGGGAUACAUGUUAGCUGAUGAUGACUAGCGGAGGAUGCUUUGUCAAUAGGCUAUUCUCAGUAACUUCACUGAGCCUACUUGUAUUCAAUGCUUUACAGAAAGCAAACAUAUCCAAUAUACUGUCUAUAUUUUUUUUUUUAGGUUUCAUUUACUUACAAUUCAACAACACACGUACCAAAGUCUGUAAUACAAACCAGUACAUUUGUCUAUGAGUAUGGCUUAGGUUUGAAUCUGAUAAACGUCUUGUGUUCGGGCAAUUUCUUGCUCAACCAAGUGUUGCUCAAUCGAUGGUUCUGAAUGUCUUUGGAAUUUUGAGCGGAUCAAGGUAAUCAAGAUGUUGAUGUUAUUAGUUUCCCAGAGAAAAAGAUAAGAUUUGUGUAGCCUACCGUUCUGCCUCCCAAUUCCAGUGGCUAGGAGGAGUCGUUUACAUCAGUGCAGACUGUCGGUCACAUAGGCUGAUAGAAGUUAUAAAUAUAUAGAAUGCUUUGCAGGAGUAUAUCGACAAACUUGCACAAGUAGGCUGAAUCAAUGUAGAAUUACUUAACGACGAAGAGUGUAAUGCUUGGAAUAAAAUAAUUUUCAGAACAUUUUAAUGUCGUCGUUGGAGGUAUUACGGAUUCCCAAAUGUAAGUUUUUAAGUUAUAGAAUUACCAAUUACUAAUUUGCGCGAUCUAAAUAGCUUCAGGAAGAACACUUUGUUCUUUAGACCAGCAAUUGUUAAAGCGUCAAUACUUUAAUUUUUACUUUGAUAUUUUACUUUGAAAUGUGAAUGAUUAAAACUGAAAUUAUGGUUCGCUUUUUGAAUGGUAAGUGUCAGUCUAAAUUCUGGAAAUAGAGAAAUGUUGCCUGUUUAUUAGAUCUUUCUUUCUAAUAAUUUUACCUGUGAUCAUCUAUUAACGCUGUGGACUUGAUUAAACCUUAAGUAUAUACGCUAUCGUCGGUUAAGGUAUCGUGACUGUAGAAAGUAAAUACACCUUUUAACUUUAUAACAUAAAUUCAACAUUGACCUGUAGCCCCACACGCUGUGGUGGCAAACAUAUUGAGACAAUUUAAGUGUGUGAUAGCAUCAUCACAGCUUUUGGUACUGUAUGUUGUCUGCUGAUACUAAAGUUAUAAUUGCAAAUGUUUUUGUGGAUUCUCUAUUGGACUGCUCAAUUCCUUUCAUGCUGUGCCUUAGCCUCUCAAUGACACUCCUGCGACCUUGGAUGUGAAGCGACAUCCCAUGGAUCCAUCCUUUGAGCUGUCCUCUCACUUGGCACCCAUGGCCUCGACACCCCCUCCUCCAUCUGUGUCUCCAACCCCACCCCCACCCAGGUCUCCCCCUUCUCCCCCACCCCCACCUAUGUCUCCCCCUCCUCCACCACCCACAUCCCCCCCACCCCCACCUCCUCCCCUGCCCUCGAGCUCUCCGACCCGUCAUGGUUCCCUGCAGCUGCGGAACUUGAACUGGGACCUCAUCCCCAAAGAGAAGGUGGAGGGGCGGUUUAGUGUUUGGACCGGUCCAGACGAGUUUCCCAUCGACCUGAGCUCUCUGAACGAGCUGUUUGGGCAGACGAGGUCUCGCACCCACAAGAGAGAGUCGGACGCAUGCCACGGUCUCCGACCACUUGGUUCCCCACCACGAGCCAAACAGGUGUCAAUUCUAGAUGGAAAGCGCAGCAUGAAUGUAGGUAUCUUCCUCCGGCAGUUCAAGAGUGCAGUCAAGGAGAUUGUGGAGGAUAUCAAGCAGGGUUCCAGUCAGCGCUACGGAAGUGAAAAGCUCAGUGAACUCUGCAAACUGCUGCCUGAUUCAGAGGAGGAGAGGCGCCUGAGAGGCUACCGAGGGGAUCCCAGUCAGCUGGGGGACGCAGACCUCUUCAUGCUGCUGUUAGUGGAGGUGCCGAGUUAUCGCUUGCAUCUGGAUGCCAUGAUUCUACAGCAGGAGUUUGACCCCACCUUGACUGCACUGUGUGAAUCAGCGCGUUGCCUGGUAACUGCAGCCACAGAGCUUCUGAGGUGUCCAGAGUUGCAUUCCAUCAUCCGUCUGGUACUGAGGGCAGGGAACCACAUGAACGAAGGCGGGUACGCAGGAAAUGCUGCCGGGUUCCGCAUCGCCUCCCUGCUGAAACUAGCUGACACCAAAGCCAACAAACCAGGAAUGAACCUGCUCCAUUUUGUAGCCAUGGAAGCUACGAGGAAAGACCCCGCCUUGCUCUCCUUUCCCCUGAAGCUGAGCCAUCUUGGGCCUGCCUCCAGACUGUCUGUGGAUGGAGUACAGGAAGAACUGUCUCAGCUGAAGAGUCGAGUAGCAGCUCUACGGUCAAGGACUGAAACAGAACAUGAUCUCCUGCUGCAGACGAAACCCUUCUUCCAGAGGGCGAGUGGGAGGCUGGAGGAGGCCGAAGUGGAGGCCGAGGCCUUACUGAAGGCCCAGCAAUCCCUUGUUGACUUCUUCUGCGAGGACGACGUCACAUUUAAGCUCGAGGAGGCCUGUAACAUCUUCCAUUCCUUCAAUGUUCGCUUUCAGAAAGCUGUCGAGGAGAAUGCUAAAAGGAAGCUACUGGAAGAGAAGAAGGCAUCGAGGAAUGGAGCAGAGAAAGAGAAGGGCGGAAUUGUGAGGUGGCGUUCCAUUGUCACCUGCUCCGUCCUGGGGGCGGGACUCGGGGGCAGUCCUGGAGACGACCUGGAGAGCUCAUUGGAGCGCAGUCUCGUCCAUAUUUUGAGCCGACGCAACGUGAGGAGCCCGGAAGGCAGGCCACGUGCCAUCAGCCCUUUACAAAGCCUGCAGCAGACAAACAUGAAUGAAAAGUUGGAGGCCUCACCCCGUGCUGGUUCACCACAGACAAAACCUCAGUUGUCCCCCGAGCCCACAGACUCUGUCCUGGAAAGGGCUGCCCAGAAGCCUCCUCCUGGAGACGAUGUACAGCCGUCCCUGGAGGGUCAACCCAAGUCGACUCAGCUAGUCUCCAACUCACAGACACAGCAAGACACAGCUUCAUCCAAACCUUCCGAAGGACCAUCUCUGGAAUGGGAGGGUCUGUAUCCACUCUUGGGAGACACAGUCGUUUGUCAUACGCUUGUAAGUGGCCUACGUUCCUACAGAAACCUAGCGCCGUCCCUGCCCACUCCAGGAGUGUGGAAAGGGACUAGGAUAGGGGCUAUGGGCGAUGCUGACACCCCCAAUGCCAACCCUUCUUCUGGUUCUUCUGCUACUGCUUGUGCUAGUCCAUCUUCCAUCCCCAGACUCCAAACCACAUCAGAGACAGCUUUGCCUUGCCGCCUUCCUGUGAAAGUCAACGUGCGAUCCCCUGCACCUUCAAAAAUCAGAAAGGGGACUGACUAUACUGAGCAGACAAAAAAGAGGAAUCCAAUUCACCACAUGUUCAAAAAAGUCAGACUAGAAAAGGAAAGGGUGAAGGUAAAGGAGAAAGUCAAAGAUAAUGAGAAAGUAAAAACGGAAAAGGGGAAAGAACAGGCGAAGGAGGAGGACAAAGAAAGUGGAAAAGGAAUAGGCAGCGAGAGGGAAAGUGAAAGAGAAGCCGAGAGGGACACCAAAACAAAACAAGAGAAAGGAAGAAAGAGAGAGAAGACAAAGAGAGAGAGAAAGCACACAAAGGAGCAAACGAGUGAAGAAUUGAAAGAAAGGGACCAGCUGAAUCCCUCGAAUGACAGGGAGAUGGACAAGGAGCUCCAACCGAAUCCCUCAAAUGACAGGGAGAUGGACAAGGAGCUCCAAAUGAAGCCCGAGACGAGAUCCACUCUGCGCGUCUCCAAACAGCUAAACCUCCAACCCGGCUCCUCGGUUUGUUCUCUCCCCAACCUCGCUCUCCAGAACUCCACCACAGCCAGAGUCUUACGGUGUGUAGUCAUCGCUGCUGCAGCUGUGAGAAGAGACAGGAACAGCAGGUCUAUGAUUCCAAGGAUCUCAGGGUCAAAGAGGCCCGCGUCUCAGUGCCCCAGUCAUCUGUAGAAGUGAUUCGCAGACGUGUGAACACGCUCAGACUUGACAGACAAUCACCGUCUUUUAUAUGCAGACUUUUAUGAGGUGUUUCUCAGAGGAAUUGCCAGAUAUGUAGUACAUAUUAUCUGUGAGAAAGACAAAAGAGUGCUCUAGAACGCUCUUAGAACGCUCCCUAAGAAGCGCUUAGCGAAAAGAGCUUCUUAACGAAUCUGGGAAACGCGACCCUUGCUGUUAGGUCUUAGUAUAGAUGGAAAGUAUAGCACCCUUCAGAAAAACCUGAUUAAAAUAGCAAAAAAGGUUUGAAUUCAUUAAUGUAAUUUAUUUAAAUUAUUCAUCAAAUUCAAUGGAUCAAUUCUUGUGGAAUUGUGAUAAAAUAACACUUGUGCACAGAGAAAAGAAAGAGAAUGUUUGUUAAUAUGGAGGUUAUAGUAUGUGAUGGAGAGUGGAUCGUAAGCUGUUUUGAGAAAAUAGUUUUUACUUCUAUGAGGGGAAGAGAGUAAAGGGAUUGGAGCAGGUCGGUGUAGGUUUGAAUUGUUCACUUUAGUGCAUGGCCUUCUGUUUAAAUGUGGAUUUUGUCAUAACUGUCAUUUUGGACGAACAA